Messenger RNA from Eriocheir sinensis (Chinese mitten crab), 2945 nucleotides. Its product is annotated as CDAN1-interacting nuclease 1-like. Lineage: Eukaryota; Metazoa; Arthropoda; Malacostraca; Decapoda; Varunidae. Bases 125 to 976 code for a protein of 283 amino acids. The record is from RefSeq and is a predicted model, not a curated record. The transcript is spliced from 8 exons.
CAAGCUACCUGUGACAUCAAGAUCAAGGUCAAGAUCGGGCAGGUUUUGUUUACACUCGAAGAAAAAACUAAAUUCAUGGCACAUUUUCCUCUUUCUUGACCUUCCCGAGCCCCGCCGCGCCGAGAUGAAGCUCCAGAAGUACAGCGAGAUCGUGGCGGCCAUCAGUGAAGCCUGUAACAAGGGCGAUGGAAGCUCCGUGGGGGUUUUAAUGAAGAAAUUCCCGGAUGUCGACAAGACCACGCUGGGCAGCAUCAGCACACAGGAGGUCCAGAGGAAGGUCAAAAAAAGCUUCCACCGCCUCAACACGCCAGAAAAGUCCUCAGAAAUAUUCCACAGCUACACGGCGCGGGUGGAGGAGGGCGAGGCGCCGGGGGUGCUGGUGCGGAUGGCCCACGAGCUAGACUACAGCCCCGCCAUGCUGGCCAAGCUGGUCCUGGAGCACCACCUCAAGGCCACCUGUCCAGACGUCAACAUCACCAAGUCACAAAUCAACGGACUUCUGCGAGACACAACACUGAUCGAUGACAGGGAUCUGAGCUAUGAAGUCUAUCUGUGCCUUCUGGAGGAUGACGUGUACGGGCCCUUUGCAGACAGCAUCAAGCAUUCCAUCGGCCAGGAGUACGAAUUCCACCUCCGCAAAACCCUGGACAAGCUCAACAUUGUGUACCAUGACGAGGAUGAACUCCGCUCCCGAGGCUAUGACAAGACGCCCGACAUCAAGCUGGACAUCCCCAUAGCUGUGGAUGGACAAGUCAUCAACUGGAUCGAGAGCAAGGCGUCUUUUGGGGACGAGGAGAGCCAUCGUUCAUACCUCAAGGACCAGUUCUGGAGUUACUGGAACAGGUUCGGGCCGGGUCUUGUCAUCUACUGGUUUGGCUUCAUCGAGGAACUGGAUGAGCACAGAGAAAAAGGCAUCAUGCUCCGAGACUCCUUUCCAAGCUCUAUCACUUUCAUGGACCCGCUCUCUGUGAACUAAAUCAUCUUCACCUGCAUGCUCAUCUUCAUUUUCACCGUCUUCAUACUCUCAUGCCUCAUUUUCUGCAUGUCUGGUUCUAAAUUGAUGCUUUUUAACUUCUUUCUUAUCACUUUCAUGGACCCACUCUCUGUGAACUAAAUCAUCUUCACCUGCAUGCUCAUCUUCAUUUUCACUGUCUUCAUACUCUCACACUUCAUUUUUUGCAUGUCUGGUUCUAAAUUGAUGCUUUUUAACUUCUUUCUUAUCACUUUCAUGGACCCGCUCUCCAUGAACUAAAUCAUCUUCACCUUCAUUCUCAUCAUCAUUAUCACCACAUUUACCACUUUCAUAUUUUCACCUUCAUAUUCUUACUUUAUUUUUACAUGUCUGUCUUUUAACCCUUUCAUUGCUUAACGCUUGCAGUGGGUGUUAGGCGUAUUUGCUGGUGGCACUAAACACUCACUGCGAGCUCCAGCCGCUCUCAAAUCUCCCACAUAUGAGAGUGUUCCAACACUAAUUCUCACAACAUAGGAUUGCCAAUUGAGUGGGUUCUUCACUAAAUUUGGUGGAAAAUCAUAUCAGCCCAGCGCGGCAAAUCUAUGGACGAGUAACUGGUGGAUGUUCUUGCCCAAUAUAGCGGCAUGUUUGCGAAGCUUCACCUAUCACCUGACUGAUUCUUUGACCAAAUAGUUGUAAAUAUUAGUUGGCAAUACUCCCUUGCCGGAGUCUGAAAAAGAGAUGUCCGCAGUUACCUCAAUAUGGCUGAUCAUCCCGCACGCACCGACGUAAGUGUUAACAUUCAACACUCCCUGAACGUGCAUGUACAUUCGCAAGAGAGGCAUACGUAACUGACUCCUAUAGAUCUGGACCUCCUCUUUCCAGUGGUGUUUAUUGGUUUUUAGCUGUGAUGAAUAGUUUUUGAGAUACAGAGGUUAAAAGAACUCCCCCAUUGGGCUCCUCGACUGUGCUUGAGGGGAUAGUCGCAUCCAGACUGCGCGCAAGGAAAGGGUUAAAUGAAUGUUUUUUGACUCCUUUUCAAGAUGUAUCACUUUCAUGGACCUAUUCUCUGUAAUUUAACAUCCUCAUCUUUACCAUCCUAUUCUUCUCACUGUUUAUAUUCUUCCAUGUUUGUCUUUUAAUUGUCCAUCUUCACAAAUCUGGUUUUAAAUUGACAUCUUCACCUCCCCUUCACCACCAUGCUCACCUUCACCACAUCCUCACUGUUCAUCCCUUCACAAACUCAUCAUCAUCCACAUUCUCAUGGCAUCUAGCACUCUCACCUUUCUUUUAUCUAAUUUAUGCUUGUCAGUUUGUAUGGAGUAUUUAAACAAUGGGUGUAUCUAUCUCUAUUGACACUCUUUCCUUGCAGCCUCUUCAGUGAAAUGGUAAUGAUAGAAGAGUGUCCAUUGAAGAAGGUUAUGUUGAAAAAGAACCUCCUAUAGUCUGUUCACUAAGCCUGACCCAAGCUGACAAUAUAAACCUUAGCGUAUUCGUAAGCACGGUGCAGAUUAGCGGAAAGUGCUGCGUGAGAUGAACACAAACAGAGGUCAAAGAAAACUUGGAAGCCAUAGCAGUAGCCAAUCAGCACUCGGCUUGCAAACACGCUUAGGUUUAUGUUGUCAGCUUAGCUCGGACUUAAGUGAGCAGACAAGUGGGAAAGUACUAUAUGUACACCUGUUUAUAUGAAUAGUUGACUACGUACCUACCUUACCUUCCCUACCUGACGUUUCUCGUUUUGAUAUGGAGAUGUAAUGAGGGUUAGUCUGUCAAUACAUUCCUGAGAUUAUGUAUAUUGUAGAGGCUGAACAGAAGAUUGCUUGUGUGUUGGUAAUAAUGAAAACUUAAAUAAACAGAAAGCAAAUGUGUCAUUGGUGAAAUAAGAAAAAUAAAGAGUACUAGAGUGAGAGAAAAUAAUGCAGUGAUGUAUUGAGGGAUAGUCUGACAAAACAUUCCUGGUAUUAUAUGUUGCUAGUAAAGAUUGAUAAGAAGA